AUGAGAAAUAUCACUCUCACUCUUGGCAGACCUGCCAAUUCUGCAGCUUCUGCAGCUGCGACGCAAUCAGAGCCACCUAGAAAGCGUGGCCGUCCUAAGAAGUCUCAAGUAGCUGUUACAGUUUCGGAGUCUGUCUCUUCUGUCCCUUCACCGGCUCUUUCCGUCUCAGAUAGUGGCGAGUAUUCGACACCCGCUACCAACUAUGCUGUCACACCGGCACUCUCAACCACUGCCACUCAGACUAGGGGCAAGCUAUCACGCAGUCGCCUUGUAGUUGAGUUGCCUGAUGAUGUUGCCGACUCAGACGAAGAAGCGCCCAAUACACAAGGAUUCGCCUCUGUUGCGUCGUCCAGAGCCAGAAGAGCUCGACGACCCACUUCUUACGUUGUGCACGACUCGGAAGAUGACGAUUUAUACUCCGACUCAUCCCCUGAUGCUAUUGUGGCUCGUCGCCUUCAACGAGAAGAGGACAACAAAGCAGAUGCUGCCACCACCUUGAAAGCCUCGUCGUUCAAGCUUCCAUCGCGCCGGAGUAAGAAGAAUUCUGUGGCCAAGAAUGCAGAUGCUGAUGACGAUGACGAUGAGUUCAUGGCAGACGUCAUUAGCAAUCUUGAAACUGCAUCGAAUCGUAAAGGCAAGGCGAAGGCUACUACCAAACCCACUGUCACAAAGCGCAAGGCUAUAGUUGAGCCGAGUGAUGAUGAAUCUUUCGAUGAAGAGGACGAGUUCGAUAAUGAUGCUGGACUUGCUAUUGACAAUUCAGAAAUUGAUGAAGACGAUGACGAACCAUUAUCUCGAUCUGCUCCUAGUCGCCUAUCGCGAUCCAGUCCUGUCCGCAAGAAAGCUAAAUAUUUGUCCCCUAGAGCUUCUCGCGGCGGCACCACUGAAACGUCCAUCGCCAUGAGCGACGCCGAAGGUUUUGAAACACCGUCAGAUUUCUCGGAUAACCUGUCUGAAGAUUCUGAAGACAAUGGUGAAGAGGGAACCGGGAUGCAGCAGCUCGCACGUACUCGCAGAGCUUUUCAAAGACCUCGCCACAAGAGGCGUGCCAAGAAGGAGCGACUCAGACUUGAGCAUUACCACCCUGAGCUUGUGACGAUGUGGGAGGAUCUCAGGUCUAUGCCCAUCCUGAAAGAAGGAAAGGCGGAGCAGCCUACUUCCAUAUCUCGCCAGCUGAAGCCUUUCCAGCUCGAGGGUCUCGCCUGGAUGAAGAAGAUGGAACAGCUGGAGUGGAAGGGUGGUAUUCUUGGAGAUGAGAUGGGACUGGGAAAGACUAUUCAGGCUGUCUCUCUGAUCAUGUCAGACUACCCAGCCAAGAAUCCUACUCUCGUCCUGGUGCCUCCCGUUGCACUCAUGCAAUGGACUGCCGAGAUCGAGUCGUAUACCGAUGGCACUCUGAAGACCCUCGUCUUUCAUGGCACCAACUCCAAAGCCAAAGACAUGACAGCAAAGCAACUCAAAGAAUUCAACGUGAUAAUGAUGUCUUACAACACUUUGGAGUCAAUGUACCGCCGACAAGAGAAGGGGUUUCAACGAAAAGCGGGUUUGUACAAGGUUAAGAGCGCUGUUCAUUCCGUCAAAUUCCACCGAGUCAUUCUUGACGAAGCACAUUCGAUCAAGACUCGUACGACCAUGACAGCCAAGGCAUGCUUCGCUUUGAACGUGGAGUAUCGCUGGUGUCUCACUGGCACGCCUUUACAGAAUCGAAUCGGUGAGUUCUUCUCUCUGAUUCGAUUCUUGAACAUCAGCCCGUUCUCGUCUUAUCUUUGCAAGCAGUGCAGUUGUUCUAGUCUAGAAUGGGCGAUGAACGAGGAUGGUAGAUGCAAGCACUGCAAUCACGUGUCUAUGAGACAUGUGUCAGUGUUUAACCAGGAACUCCUCAACCCGAUUCAGAAAUAUGGCAAUCAAGGUCAUGGCAAGGAGGCUUUUAAGAAACUUCGCCUCAUGACCGAUCGCAUCAUGCUCAGACGUCUCAAAAAGGAUCACACCGACUCCAUGGAACUGCCAGUCAAAGAAGUUUUUGUUGAGCGCCAGUUCUUUGGAGAAGAGGAGAAUGACUUUGCUAACAGCAUUAUGACCAGUGGUCAGCGCAAGUUUGACACAUACGUUGCCCAAGGUGUAAUGCUGAACAACUACGCCAACAUUUUCGGUUUGAUUAUGCAGAUGCGUCAAGUUGCUGAUCACCCGGAUCUCAUCUUGAAGAAAUCUGGCGAAGGCGGCCAAAACGUUCUGCAGUGCUGUAUUUGCGACGAACCUGCCGAGGAAGCGAUUCGUUCCAAGUGCAAACACGACUUUUGCCGCGCCUGUGCCAAGAGCUAUGUCAACUCACAAGAUCAGCCUGAUUGUCCUACAUGUCACAUACCACUGUCGAUUGACCUUGAGCAACCCGAGAUCGAGCAGGAUGAGAAUCUCGUCAAGAAAUCUUCGAUCAUCAAUCGCAUCAAUAUGCAAAAAUGGACUUCGUCCUCGAAGAUCGAACUUCUUGUGCAUGAGUUGCACUCACUUAGAUCUGAUAAUACGUCACACAAGUCUAUUAUCUUCUCUCAGUUCACCACCAUGCUUCAGCUCAUCGAAUGGAGACUGCGAAGAGCAGGAAUCACAACGGUCAUGCUGGAUGGUAGUAUGACGCCUGCUCAACGCCAAGCGUCGAUCAACCACUUCAUGACUAAUGUCGACGUCGAGUGUUUCCUGGUCUCCUUGAAGGCCGGAGGUGUAGCUUUGAACCUCACGGAGGCUUCGCGAGUGUUCAUUGUUGACCCAUGGUGGAAUCCUGCAGCUGAGUGGCAAUCUGCUGAUCGUUGCCAUCGUAUUGGACAGACUCGCCCCUGUACCAUCAAGCGCCUUUGCAUCGAGGAUUCUGUUGAGAGCCGUAUUGUAAUGCUUCAGGAGAAGAAGGCCAACAUGAUCAGAUCCACUAUCAACUCUGACGACGCUGCAAUGGAGUCGCUUACUCCUGAGGAUCUGCAAUUUUUGUUCAGAGGAAGUUAA
Molecule: messenger RNA, 2988 nt
Organism: Truncatella angustata
Lineage: Eukaryota; Fungi; Ascomycota; Sordariomycetes; Amphisphaeriales; Sporocadaceae
Product: SNF2 family N-terminal domain-containing protein
Exons: 4
Coding region: 1-2988 (995 amino acids)
Molecular function (GO): ATP binding; ATP-dependent chromatin remodeler activity; metal ion binding
Source: RefSeq, a predicted model, not a curated record